This is a messenger RNA of Rhopalosiphum padi (bird cherry-oat aphid), 1021 nucleotides long. RefSeq lists its product as uncharacterized. Lineage: Eukaryota; Metazoa; Arthropoda; Insecta; Hemiptera; Aphididae. The record is from RefSeq and is a predicted model, not a curated record.
ACCAAACCAUCGACUUUUUGAUUGCCAUAAAAAAUGUGCUCCUUAUUUUUGCGAAAAAUCUGCAGAUAACUUAGUUGAUAACUGCAAGACAAAUGAAAAUGAUGGUAUAGUCAAAGAAAUUAAUAUAAUUGUUUCUCGUUUGGCUAAUAAUGCAAAGAGUCUUAUAUUGGACGUAGACAAUAACAUUUGCGAACAAUUUAAUAGUGUUAUUAAUAAAUUUCUUGGUGGCAAAAGAAUAAAUUAUAAUCAAAGGAGUUCUUAUAAUACAAGGAUAUUAGCAGCCGUGGUUAGUUUUAAUUCUAGCGAGUAUUUAAGAGCUGUAAAAAAACAUAUCACUCAAACAAGUCCUGGAAAAACGGCUAAAUCAUUUUUGAGUCAAGUAAUAAAAAAACGUUCUGCUUGCCAAAAACGAAGACGACUUUCGACCAAACUUAAAUAUAAAGUAAAACGACGACCAAAAGCUAGUUCCAAACCAGACGAACAUUAUGGUAACGCAGACAUAUUAGACGGUAUAAGAGAAGUCGAUGAUCCAUCAUUUGUAAAAGAUAUGGAACAGUUUCUGAAGACUUUAUAUGACGUCAACCGCACCACAGUAGAAGAAACUACAAGACAUCAAGCCGAAAGUGAAAACUGGAGGGCAGAAAGGAUGAUUCGACUCACCGCUAGUAACUUUGAUCGUGUAUGCAAAAUGCGUCGUAAUACUAGUUGCAAAAAUAUAGUGCAUUCAAUCUUAUAUCUAACAUUCAAUAACAAGUCUGUCCAGUAUGGUAGGGAUAUGGAAGACGAGGCAAAAACAAAAUUUGAAGAAAAGUUCGGUUACAAAAUAAAAAAAUGUGGUCUUUUGAUUGAUACGCAAAUUCCAUAUUUAGCUGCUAGUCCAGAUGGAAUUAUUGGUGAUACUGCUAUCGUUGAAAUUAAAUGUCCUUAUGCUGCAAAAGACACGGAAAAUGAGAUGGAGGCUGUAUCCACUGGCAAAGUUUGUUUUCUACUAAAAAAUACCUUUCCUUAUUUAUUUUUUUAA